Neodiprion virginianus is the source of this 4018-nucleotide messenger RNA. RefSeq names its product muskelin (gene muskelin). Lineage: Eukaryota; Metazoa; Arthropoda; Insecta; Hymenoptera; Diprionidae. The transcript has 13 exons. The coding region runs from base 260 to 2581 and encodes 773 amino acids. The record is from RefSeq and is a predicted model, not a curated record. Gene Ontology annotation, cellular component: cytoplasm. Gene Ontology annotation, molecular function: protein binding.
UGACACAGAGAAAUGAAAGCAGUCAAUAACGAUCCGUUGCGACGCAUUUAAUUUUGACCUUAGAAUAGAAACAAAUUUUCGACUAUCAGUUGCUGAUUGCGGCCAAAUAAUUGAGUUAUUUCAAAAAUAUUUAAAACGUUUCAUCGGUGAUCGCCGUAGUGCCGCGCUACACAUGCGGAUGUAAUAAAUACAUUCGUAGAUAGCUGACUUAUGUAUAAAUUUCGGAACUUCGAAAAGGUUAUGUCACUCGUGCAGCAAUAUGGCGGCGUGUGAGAGUGAAGGUUUUCACAAGGUUUUGGAGUAUAGAAUUUUCAAAUGCUCCAGCUACUCGUCGACCUAUGUACCUGAGAAUAUUCUCGUAGACGUACCGUCGGAUCAAUCCUCUCGCUGGUCCUCUGACAAUGACAAUCAUCCUCAGUUUCUCAUUCUCAAACUCCAACAUCAGUCCAUCGUCAAAACUAUCACGUUUGGUAAAUAUGAAAAAACUCAUGUUUGUAACAUCAAGAAAUUCAAAGUUUUUGGUGGACUUGAACCUGAGAAUAUGAUGGAGCUACUAGAAAGUGGUUUGAAAAAUGACUCUACACCAGAAACAUUCGACCUCAAACAUGUGGUCGGGAAUGACGAGAACUAUUUUCCGAUUAAGUACCUGAAAAUUCUUCCCCUGCAAUCCUGGGGCCCCAGUUUUAACUUUUCUAUCUGGCAUGUUCACCUCGCGGGAGUCGAUGACCAGAAACUUGUCAAAAGCAGCAUUGAAUGUUUUAACUCUCAGGUUAGACAGCAGCAUAAUACCAACGUUUUUAUUCCACUAAACAAGUACCGUCAGAAGGAGGUGUUACGACUGUGUAUGAAACAUUUUCGCCGCUUGGAAUAUCCGGAAAUUGUCAAUACUCUGCAAAGAGUUACUGGGGUGAGUCUUGAGGAUUCCAGACUGUCAACACUGUAUGAUAUAUUGGUAACCAAGGGGGAUCACUGCCAGGCAGAAAGAUUCAUUAGCAACGCUGUAAACAUGGGACUUUUCAAUGAGUAUAUAAAUGCUCAGGCUUACCGAGCUAUAUGGACAAAAAUAUUUUCCAAGGAUCCAAAACCUGGAAUGAGGGGUGGGCAUCAAAUGGUUUUGGACCCAUCGGCGGAAAUGUUGUAUCUGUUCGGUGGCUGGGAUGGAAAUCAGGAUUUGGCUGACCUUUGGACCUAUAAUGUAUCAACUGACAAGUGGCAUCUUAUUUGCAAAGACACAGAAGCAGUGGGUGGUCCUACCGCCCGGUCUUGUCACAAAAUGUGUUUGGACCCAGAAAGGCGUCAGUUGUUCACGCUGGGACGGUAUUUAGACACUCAAUAUCGCUCGCCAGAAAAUCUGAAGAGCGAUUUUUACGUUUAUGAUAUUGAGUCUGAUAAAUGGACACAGAUAUCUGAAGAUACCGGAGCCGUCGGUGGUCCUCAAUUGAUUUUCGACCACCAAAUGUCAAUGGACGUCGCUAAGAGAACUAUCUAUAUUUUCGGUGGACGUGUUCUUGUGCCAUCGCAUGUGAUUGAGGAUAACCAUGGAGUUACACCAAACGUGACAGAACCAGUAUUUUCUGGAUUGUAUUCGUACCAUGUGCCAACUGGGACCUGGAGUAGGCUCGCUUGUGAUAUUGCGAGACCCAGUCCGCCUAAUAUACCAACAAUUAGGUCCAGAGUUGGACAUUCCAUGCUAUUUCAUCCGGAAUUCAGAAAACUAUAUAUAUUUGCGGGACAGAGGAGUAAAGAGUAUCUAAACGAUUUUUUUACCUUCGAAGUAGACACCGAGACUUUGGAACACAUCAAUCUCAGUGACUUGGGAAACCGGGAUUCAAAUCAUGUUCCCGCGGCUGGUUUUACCCAGAGGGCUACUAUUGAUCCUGAACUUGGCGAGAUUUACGUUUUAUCUGGUCUGAGCAAAGACAAAGAGAAGAGAGACGACAAUGUUCAAAAUUCUCUUUGGGUCUACAAUAUUAAAGAGAACCGAUGGUCUUGCAUAUAUCGUAAUGAAAACGUUGGUGACAAGUAUUGGAAUAGUAUGCAGGAUUACGAGCCUUGUCCUAGAUUUGCCCACCAGCUUGUGUACGAUCAUAUUCAAAAGGUCCAUUAUUUAUUUGGAGGAAAUCCGGGGCGCUCUUGUCUGCCAAAAUUGAGGCUGGAUGAUUUUUGGCAGCUGGAACUCUGUAGACCCUCUCAUGAGCAGAUUUUGAGGAAAUGCAAGCUGAUAAUAAGGAAGCACAAAUUCGAAGAAUUGGCUAUGAAAAAUAGCAUCGAGGCUCUCGAGUACCUGCAGACACAAGUAUACGAAAUCAUCGAUCAUGCCGAUCCGGAGCAAACCAAAGAGUUUCAGUUACUGGCUUCAGUUCUUUUCCGAGAGCAAGAAAGAAGCAUGGAUAACAGUUUAGAUCUGGAUCCAGCAUCCAGCACUAGUUCCAGUGAUCGAAUUAAUUCAGUGGUGCCAAAGAAUUUUACGAUGCACGACAUCCACGCUCGCCGUACGGAAUUGUUUGACAAACUUACCGAAUUUUUUCCUGAAAGUUUAACUCAGCCGCGAGCAAAUCUUAUAGACCUUUUGCCAUUGUGAUAUUUUUAACAUGGUUAACGUACUUAAAAGUCAUACUAAUUUCGCUAUUUUUUUUUCCAAUCACACACCAAAAUCAUACUUAGCCUAUGUUUUCUUUAUUGUAUGUAUAAUUCAACAGCAACAAAUAACAGACUGUUAGUCUUUUCGUUUAACAGGUAUAAUAUCAAAGUCACGUGUUAUUUAUAAUAUUUUAUUUUCAUAUUUAGCUCGUAUAAUUUCGUUUCAAUAUUACUACUGUGUAUGAAAAAUUACGACCAGUUGCAGUUCAGUUCAUCAUUAUUUUUAUACAUACGGACAGCGAUAAUGAUAACGUUUGAUAGAUUCGUUUCUGCAAGUAGUUUUGAAAUAAUGCUAAUAGUCGUACUUUUUUUUGAUUAUUUUUCAUGAAGACUGUAAUAUUACAUUUUAUACGAUUGUUUGUAUCAUUAUAUUUAACUUUAGAAAUUUGGUUUAACUCUCUUUAUUUAUCAACUGUAUCAUCCUGUUAUUCAUCUCCGGUUUUACAAUUGAUUGAACUGUACGAAGAAAAUUUUUUUUUCGAAGCCCGUACCUUUUCUCGCAAUCAGUCAACGUUAAUUUGCCAUUCUACUUUAUAUUUUACCUUGUAUUCGGUGUAUUCGUUAUUUUUAAAAUGCAUUGAGGAAAAUACCCCAGUUUUUUUUUUCAUUUUUGUCAGAUUACAUUAAAUGAAACUUGGACCAUUCACAUGUUUGAAGGCAAUUUUAUUUUUACUUUCAAUAGAUUUUUAUUUUUACAAUUGCGAAUUAUUAUUGUUGUUAAUACUUGUUUACUUUUAUCAUUUUGUUCGCAACCUAAAAUCUCUGUGAAUUUCCGAUUUACAUGCUUGUAAUACUGAAACUAUAACUAUAUAGCAAUUAUUUGCCUCUCUGCUCUUUGCGAAUUGUUAUUCGUAAUACUUGCUUAAACCUGAAGUUCAUAACACAAUGAUCUACAACUGAUAAUAUACAUUGUCUAGAUGCGUAUUUAUAUAAAAAAGUUCUAAAUUUACUUUAAAUAUUUAAGUGUACAGUGGUUUUGUUAUUAAAAAUGAUCUUAAGCUUCCGCUUGCCAUAGUAAUGAGUUGUUAAUAGACUAUUAUGAAUAAGCUCUAAUAAUAAUAAAAUAACAAAAAUACAAAUAAUUAAUAUUUUAUAUUGCGUAGCUUUGUAAAUAUUUUUCAUUAAGUGUUCUGUCGAUAUCGAUUCUCUGUAAUGUAACUGACAUAAUUUAUACAAUAAUACAUAUACAUAUUAUAUAUGUGUUUGUAUAUGAUCACAAUCUAACGAUUAUAAGAUAACGUUAAUGUGUAUACAAACGUUAAGUUUUUGGCAUAAUAACGCACUUUGGCAUGCUAGAUAAUCAUACAUCAAAAUCUGUUACAUGUCUCAUCCAGAUAUUUCGUACUUUGAAAGUAGUAAAGCGAAAAAUUGAAUCUUU